Phycodurus eques (leafy seadragon) is the source of this 4109-nucleotide messenger RNA. Its product is annotated as potassium voltage-gated channel subfamily D member 3-like. Gene Ontology annotation, biological process: potassium ion export across plasma membrane; protein homooligomerization. The transcript is spliced from 7 exons. The record is from RefSeq and is a predicted model, not a curated record. The coding region runs from base 678 to 2600 and encodes 640 amino acids. Lineage: Eukaryota; Metazoa; Chordata; Actinopteri; Syngnathiformes; Syngnathidae. Gene Ontology annotation, cellular component: voltage-gated potassium channel complex; membrane; neuronal cell body. Gene Ontology annotation, molecular function: A-type (transient outward) potassium channel activity; protein binding.
ACUCAAAUUAAUGUGUUUCUUAUUGACAGCUAAUGCUAGCAUGGCGCUAUCAAAAUUGCGCCAAAAACCCAAACUUACCUAAACUUUACUUUAAAAUAGUAUCUUAAAACACAACCAGACUUUGUUUAAAACCGUCUCAUAGUUGAGUAGAAGCUGUAUAAAACCGUUUUGUUGUACUAACUUGUUGAACGUAUCGAAAGUGACAGUGUCAUUUGUGUGACACAGGACUGUGCCGUGGAGGAGGAGGGUUGAUGAUACCAUCAGGUGUAGAGAGAGGCACACACACGUUCACUUUGAGCAGAGAGGCUUGAGAAAAGCGCAGCGAGCUCCUCGCUUUGCACUCAUCAACGCAAAAAGAAAGAAGAAGAAAAAAAAUCAAGAAGUCAGGAUGUAGACGGCACACCGAUCCUGCCCUCCCCACCGGACGGAGUGAUGGUUUCUCUCUUUUCUCUCUCCAUCCAUCCAGCAGCCUGUAUGCGCUCAGCUCCUCGGCGCAGGAGGCUGUCGAUCCGCCGGCAGAGGAGAGGUGCUGUCCGCCGUUUCUUCCCGCCUUCCUGGAUGGACCGCCGUCCCUGCUCUUUAUUCCCGGCUCGGAUUUGACUCCCAUCCACUUUUAGAUGAUGUCAGCUGAUUUUGAGGAAGCCUGAAGGUGAGGAGCACUUUUUCCAAGAGUGGCCAUGGCCACGGGAGUCGCCGCGUGGCUCCCCUUUGCCCGGGCGGCCGCCAUCGGCUGGAUGCCCGUCGCCAGCUGCCCCAUGCCGGUGGCGCCGCGAGACCACCAUCGUCGGCAGGACGAGCUCAUCGUCCUCAACGUCAGCGGCCGUCGAUUCCAAACCUGGAGGACCACUCUGGACCGCUACCCGGACACCCUGCUCGGCAGCUCGGAGAAGGACUUCUUCUACAACGAGGAAAGCAAGGAGUACUUCUUCGACCGGGACCCCGACGCCUUCUGUAGCAUCCUCAACUUCUACCGGACCGGGAAGUUGCACUACCCGCGGCACGAGUGCAUCUCGGCCUAUGACGAGGAGCUGACCUUCUUCGGCAUCAUCCCGGAGAUCAUCGGUGACUGCUGCUACGAAGAGUACAAAGAUCGGAAGCGGGAGAACCUGGAGCGGCUUCAGGACGACCAAGAGGAGAACAAGGAUGUCAAGCUGCCCCACAUGAACUUCAGAGAGACCAUGUGGCGGGCUUUCGAGAACCCUCACACCUCCACCAUGGCGCUGGUGUUCUACUACGUCACCGGCUUCUUCAUUGCCAUCUCUGUCAUCACCAACGUGGUGGAGACGGUACCGUGCGGCUCCACCGCCACCCAGAAAGACAUGCCGUGCGGCGAGCGCUACACGGUGGCGUUCUUCUGCAUGGACACGGCCUGCGUCAUGAUCUUCACGGUGGAGUACCUGCUGCGCUUGUUCGCCGCGCCGAGCCGCUACCGAUUCAUGCGUUCCGUGAUGAGCAUCAUCGACGUGGUAGCCAUCCUGCCGUACUACAUCGGUCUGGUGAUGACCGACAACGAGGACGUGAGCGGCGCCUUCGUCACGCUGCGGGUCUUCCGCGUCUUUCGCAUCUUCAAGUUCUCGCGGCACUCGCAGGGCCUGCGUAUCCUGGGCUACACGCUCAAGAGCUGCGCCUCGGAGCUGGGCUUCCUGCUCUUUUCACUGACCAUGGCCAUCAUCAUCUUCGCCACGGUCAUGUUCUAUGCCGAGAAGGGCUCCAGCUCCAGCAAGUUCACCAGCAUCCCGGCUUCCUUCUGGUACACCAUCGUCACCAUGACCACGCUGGGGUACGGAGACAUGGUGCCAAAGACCAUUGCCGGAAAGAUCUUCGGGUCCAUCUGCUCGCUGAGUGGCGUGCUGGUGAUCGCCCUGCCUGUGCCCGUCAUUGUAUCCAACUUCAGCCGCAUUUACCACCAGAACCAGAGGGCAGACAAGCGCCGUGCCCAGAAGAAAGCCAGAUUGGCCCGUAUACGUUUAGCCAAGUCCGGCAGCGCCAACGCCUUCCUGCUGAGCAAACGCAACGGACUCCUCAACGAGCUGCUGGAGCUGACGGGUGCAAAUGCCGGCGAGCAGAAGCUGCCCAAGUCGUCGUGUCUUUUAGAGAGCCAACACCACCAUCUGCUGCACUGUCUGGAGAAAACCACUGCUCACGAAUUCGUAGACGAGCAGCUGUACGAGCAGAACUAUUUAGAAGCCGUGAUGCAGCGCUUCCCCUCCCGCAGAGCGUCGGUCAGCAGCCGCGACGCCGCGACGCCGACCUGCUGCGGCCGCGGGGCCAAGAGGAACACGACCUUGCGGCCUGGACCCAACCAACAGGGGCCCUUGCAGGAGCUCAGCGCCGUCCACAUCCAGUGUGCUGAUCGGCCGUCGCAUUCCGCCAGUCGUUCAAAACUCAACCUGAAGGCAGACGACGUCGGGAGGCUCAACUGCAAAGGCGGCCGGAUCACCACGGCCAUCGUCAGCCUCCCGUCGCCCCCCGCCCUGACCGCACCCGACGCCGAUGACCUCCACGGGGCCCCCGCCCGCAGGCCGCCGCCCCCUUCCCCGGGCCCCAGCAUCCAGACCACCACCAGCUCGGCCAACGUCGUCAAAAUGUCGGCCCUGUGACGCUUUUCGCCGGCGAGCCCUUUGUAAAUACGCGACGGACAAGGAUGGACACAGGUGACCUUGUCACAGUGGAGCCUUGGAGAGACACUGCGGUGCAACUGGCGUAUCAGUCCAGCCGGGGGCGCUGUUCAGCUUCUACAAACUCUACUUAAAUAGCUCAAAGAAUGUUUUGUUGUCUCAAAAGUCUUCUUUGUGCUAACUUGAAUUUGUUUGUUUGAGUGUGUUGUCAACAAACGGCAUUUUAUACGCAGUGUCAAUUCAAAAACACAAUUUUACAUUCAUUUUUGUUUUAUAAAACUAUAUCAGCAACCAGUCUGGGGUGGACUCCACUUCUCUCGCCAAAAGUCAAAAUAUGCUCCAUCUAAUGAGGACAAGUGGUAUCGAAAAAAAAAGGUUGACUGGGUGGACCUUGUGUGGACUGGCACCCCACUUCUCUCGCCAAAAGUAUUCAGUUAUUCAGGUCAAAACCUCGAGCCAAAACAGUGUGUUUUAGUCGCUUUAUUUUUUUAACAUUCCAUUUGUGUUUUUCUUAAACAGCGCAUGUGCGGAACAAGCUACUCAAUGAAUAUGCUCUAUGAACAAAAGUGUUGGGUCGCCUUUGCGUCGACUGAAAGUUAAAAAGUGUUUUUGCACUAUUUCUAGUGGGAGCAAUGCGAACAAAAUACUUGUUUUCACUGUAUUUUAUGGAACGUGUGUUUGCAUCACAGUGGCUAAAUGUAUAUCAUCCCGCUAACGGAGCAACAAAAAUUUUUUUAAAAAUGAUUAUAUGAUUUGUCCAAAAUGAUGUUAAGGUAAGAAAAUGUGCAUUUAUUUGGGGAACUUCAAAAAUCUGAAGUUUAAGUUUUUUCAGGUAAAAGUACACAAAUUUGCAGUGAUUUCUGACUGAAUUUUGAAAUGAUGAUCGCAUUUUUAUACAAGAUGAAGUGGCAACAAGCUUCAAAUGUAUUUAAAACCUAUAAAAAUAUGCAUAUAAAAUAAUGACACAGUUUAAUGAGCACUGUGUCAUUAUUACUAUUGUCAUUAAGGCCUUCUUCCUGUAGGAACAACUUCUUGUUUAGCCACAAAAUGUUUAACUAAUUUCCUGCUGCGUCAGAUCCCAUUUGGUUGUUUUGUCAAAGUUUAGCACAAAUUCAGUUGAAUUUCAUACCAAAAAAAAAAAAAAAAAGAAAAACACAAAAAGUCAUUUUUUUGACAAGUGACCUCGUUGAAUGUCAUUGGAUUCAUUUGUGUUGCAUUGCUGUGUUAUGGUAAAAACUCUAAAUGGAGGAAAUAUUGUGACAAAACUGCUUCAAAGUAACACAAAUAUGAAUUCUGAAUAUGAAUAUGUUCUUCUCACAGGCAAUGCGGAAAAGUGAAUGAAAAUCUGCUCGUUUGUCAUUUCUUUAAAAGUCUUGGCUUGGAUGUUUGUGUGUGCGUGUGUGUGUGUGACUGUUCCUGUUUGCACUGACAAAAGUGUCACAUGACCAUUAAAAUCUGCUGCAACUGUCAACAUUUGUCUUCUGUUUUGCU